Triticum urartu is the source of this 2606-nucleotide messenger RNA. The record is from RefSeq and is a predicted model, not a curated record. Lineage: Eukaryota; Viridiplantae; Streptophyta; Magnoliopsida; Poales; Poaceae.
AGCGGCGCAGAAGAACCUCUCGCCCGCGUCAAUCCAAUUUUAAUGCUGCGGCACCACCCCCCUCCCCAUCCUCGGAAUCUGUUGCAUUCAAUACAACUUUCGAAAAACAAGCAUUUUUCUAAUGCGCCCCAGCUACCUAGAUCCAGCCAAAGGCUCCAAGCCCCAUCAGCCACCACUGUUCGGCCUCCUCCAUUAGCGGCGCGCGAGCGAGCUUCUCCGCCCUCUCGCCUCCGCUGAUUACCGCCAGUGCGAUUAGCGGGGUGCUCGCGAAGCGAGACCAGCAGUGAAGGCGAGGCCUUCGAGCUCGCGAUCCCUUUUCCUCUGCUGCUGCUGCCCGCAAGAUUACAAAAUCCCGCGUUUGUCCUGUUGCCGCUGCUGCCGCUGGCGCUGCUCUCGGGAGGGCGGCCAUAGAAAGGAGAUAAGGAGGAGAAGAAACGGAAAAGAAAUAAUAAAGGCUGGAGGCUUUUGGAGCUCAUAAUUUUUGGCCUUUCUCUGCGCUCCCCGGGGAGAUUUUCCGGCGCUUUCUUACUUUCUUUCCGGGAGGUGGGUUGGGAGAGAAUCCAGCCUCUGAAUUCGCAGUUUCUGGUCUGGUCCAAGGCGAGAGAGUGUUCUUGCUUGAGUUGGUGUUGAUCCAAUGGGCGAGAUGAACCACCAGCCCGGGGUGCCGCCGCCGGUGGGCGUGCCACCGCCCAUGGGGAUGCAGCCCAUGAUGAACGCUCCGGUUGGCGCCGGCGCCAUGCACCAGCCCUACGAGCAGUUCAACCAACUCAACUACUGCGUCCACUCCAAUCCUUCCUGGGUUCAGGUAGCAGGGCUUGCAUUCCUCCACUACCUAGUGAUGUUGGGCUCUACUGUCAUGCUUGUGUCAAUUAUUGUUCCUGCAAUGGGUGGUGGUCCUGGUGAGAAGGCUCGUGUUAUUCAAGCAUUCCUGUUUGUGAGUGGCAUUAAUACUCUGCUCCAAACACUCGUUGGGACACGGCUUCCAACAGUUAUGAAUGCCUCCUUCGCAUUUGUUGUCCCAGUGCUGUCAAUAGCCAGACAGUUUAACACAAACGACUUUGAAAGUAAUCAUGAGAGAUUCGUUCACACAAUGAGAGCAACUCAAGGGGCUCUAAUUGUUGCUUCAAUCCUCAACAUGAUUCUUGGAUACAGCAGAGCAUGGGGGGCAUUUGCCAAGAAAUUCAGUCCUGUAAUAAUGACUCCUGUUGUUUGUGUCGUUGGUCUUGGACUAUUUCAAAUUGGCUUUCCUCAGGUUGGAAAAUGUGUUGAGAUUGGGUUGCCAAUGCUAAUUCUUGCGAUUGUUGUGCAACAGUAUGCGCCACUUUACUUCAGACAUAUCCAUGAGCGCACAACCUUCUUGUUUGAGAGGUAUUCGUUGCUUCUUUGUAUCGGCAUCGUGUGGGCCUUUGCAGCUAUCCUUACUGCUGCUGGUGCAUACAACCAUGUUUCGCUCAAGACACAACAGCACUGCCGCACUGACAAGUCUUUCCUUAUAUCAUCUGCACCAUGGAUCAAAAUUUCAUACCCCUUCCAUUGGGGUCCACCAAUCUUCACUGCAGGUCAUUCAUUUGGAAUGAUGGGUGCUGUGCUUGUUUCAUCUUUUGAGUCAACCGGUGCACACUUUGCAACUGCACGUCUAGCCGGUGCAACACCACCCCCAGCUCAUGUUCUUACUCGAAGUAUUGGUUUACAGGGCAUUGGGAUAUUCCUGGCAGGACUGUGUGGUGCUCCAGCCGGUUCAUCUGUAUCAGUCGAAAACAUCGGGCUACUUGGAUUAACAAAAGUUGGAAGUAGGAGAGUGAUCCAGAUAUCAACUGGCUUCAUGAUAUUCUUCUCCAUAUUUGGGAAGUUUGGGGCGUUCUUCGCAUCAAUCCCGUUGCCAAUCUUCGCGGCAAUUUACUGCAUCUUGUUUGGUAUCGUAGCUGCUGUGGGAAUCUCGUUCAGCCAGUUUGCAAACAAAAACUCCAUGAGGAACAUCUACAUCAUUGGACUAUCGUUGUUCCUUGGCAUCUCGAUCCCUCAAUAUUUCGCGGAGUACACCGCUUCUGCUGGCCGCGGACCUGCCCGAACAAAUGCAGGAUGGUUCAAUGACAUCAUCAACACAGUUUUUGCCUCCGGCCCAACGGUGGCGCUGAUCGUCGCGUCGCUUCUGGACAACACUCUGGAGCCCCGUGCCAACGAGAACGACCGAGGGCUCUCAUGGUUCAUGCCAUUUCUGCGCCGCCGUAAAGGGUACUCGGACCCCAGGAACGAGGAGUUCUACAGCUACCCGAUCCGGGUCCAUGACUUGGUUCCGCACCGGUUUCUCUGAUUCUAGAAGGGGUGCUGCUAAUUAUCCUGUGCUGCUGUGCAAUGUAAAUCCCCUUUGUUCUUGUUAGCCUUUUACCCCCUGUGGCCCGUAGCGAUUGGUGCGGUCACAGGUUUCAGCUUAGUGGGAUAUAUGGUACAAGGAUGCUAGGACUUCCGUCGUUGCUGUUGUUGGCCGUUUGGGCCAAGGAGUUGGUUACAUGGUUGACGUAGAGUUUUAUUGUCCGGGUGUAAUGCUGUCUCUGGGGAAAAAUGAAUGCAAAAGGAUGAUAGUACCUCAAUUAUCGGUUACCGAGGCA